This is a messenger RNA of Eutrema salsugineum, 708 nucleotides long. RefSeq names its product FAS1 domain-containing protein SELMODRAFT_448915. The coding region runs from base 1 to 708 and encodes 235 amino acids. The transcript has a single exon. The record is from RefSeq and is a predicted model, not a curated record. Lineage: Eukaryota; Viridiplantae; Streptophyta; Magnoliopsida; Brassicales; Brassicaceae.
AUGGCCACCUCAAGCCAUCUCCUUCUCCUUCUCCUCCUCGCCACCGUUUCAGUUCUAACUUCCGCCGCUUCUCCUCCGUCACUAACGCCGCAAGAUCGCCAAUACGCAGACAGAAUCAUCGAAGCGAUGAUCGGAGCCGGCGAUUUCCGCGACUGGGCCGCCGAUUUCCUCUCCGCCGUCGACGACCAAUUCGGAAUCCCUCUCUCCGCCACCAUCUUCAUCCCCAGCGACUUCGACGCCGCCGACGUCUCCUCCUCCUCCUCCUCCUCCUCUAACGGCGGAUCUACUAACUCCGGUCGUCUCUCCGUCGCUUACCACAUCGUUCCUCAACGUCUCGCGUUCUCCGAUCUCCGCCUCUUGAAACCUCUCUCUCGCCUCCCGACUCUUCUCCCCGGAAACACAAUCGUCGUCACCAAUAACUCUGUUUCCGAUUUCACUAUCGACGGCGUUCUCGUCUCCGAGCCAGAUCUUUUCCUCUCUUCCUCGAUUGCGAUUCACGGUGUUGCUUCGUCGCUUGAUUUCUCUCGUUACGGCGAUGUCGGAAAUGGUGAUCCUACUUUAGCUGAUAGUCUCCGUCCAAGGACUCGUCGUCGUCGCCGUCCCCGUCCCGAAUCUGAAUCCAAUACGAAUGAAACCUCUGCUUCUGUUUCCAUUUCACAAUUCACAACAAGCUCGUUCUUGCUUCCUCUGGCUCUAGCUUUGAUCUGA